This is a messenger RNA of Biomphalaria glabrata, 916 nucleotides long. RefSeq names its product oxidized purine nucleoside triphosphate hydrolase-like. NCBI's taxonomy places the organism in Eukaryota, Metazoa, Mollusca, Gastropoda, Planorbidae. The record is from RefSeq and is a predicted model, not a curated record. The transcript has 4 exons. Gene Ontology annotation, molecular function: 8-oxo-7,8-dihydroguanosine triphosphate pyrophosphatase activity. Gene Ontology annotation, biological process: DNA protection. Bases 407 to 910 code for a protein of 167 amino acids.
UGUCUACAAAUAUUUGCUUUUUGGGGGUUGUUCUCAGUGCCAGAAUGUCAUACAUCUAGCUUGGUUAAAAAUCAUUUAGGAUAUUGUCACGAUCAUCAAUGGUGUUGAUGUCACACUCUAAGAUGGUGCUACUGUCACGAUCAGACUUGAACUAUAUUGCGCCAUCAAUGAUCGUGAUUGCCGAGGAUCUUGAAAUGAUCUUUCGAUAAGAUGAUCGUAUAGAAGUAGACAGAUCUAUGUUGAUGAUACGAUCAUACAGAAUGUUGCCAAUUGAUAAGAGGAUCAUCUAGGUCUAGGAGUUACUACUUGACAAAUAUGAUCUAAAUUUUUUUCCUAUUAACCUCAAGCUAAAAAGCUUAGGCUAUACAAAAUAGGCACUGGAUUUUAUUAUAACUUGACCAACAAUAUGUCUGAGAGAUUGAGAAAAAUCCUGACUCUGGUUUUUGUGAGAGAGCCAGGUAAAAUAUUGCUGGGAUUGAAGAAAAGAGGUUUUGGCUGUGGCUUGUGGAAUGGAUUUGGAGGAAAAGUUGAAAAAAAUGAAACAAUCCUUCAAGGUGCUAAAAGAGAACUUGUGGAAGAAUGUGGGAUUCAAGCAGAUGUUCUAGAGAGAAUAGGGCUUAUAAAUUUUGAAUUUGAGAAUGAUCCAGUAAUCUUAGAAGUUCAUGUCUUUCAAACAUUUCAUUACAUUGGUGAUCCAGUUGAAACAGAAGAAAUGAAACCUGAGUGGUAUAAAGAUGGUGAGAUUCCAUUCAAUCAAAUGUGGCCAGAUGAUAAGUAUUGGUUUCCAUACAUGCUACAGAAAAGAAAAUUUGAAGCUUACUUUUUGUUCAAAGGAAUGGAUACCAUACUGGAUUAUUGGAUAAAAGAAAGUUUGAAUGACUGUUGCAGCUCUGUUAAUAAAAUCAUAUAACUUUUU